Molecule: messenger RNA, 1286 nt
Organism: Apis laboriosa (Himalayan honeybee)
Lineage: Eukaryota; Metazoa; Arthropoda; Insecta; Hymenoptera; Apidae
Gene: nmdyn-D7
Product: nucleoside diphosphate kinase 7
Exons: 9
Coding region: 108-1262 (384 amino acids)
Biological process (GO): UTP biosynthetic process; GTP biosynthetic process; CTP biosynthetic process
Cellular component (GO): centrosome
Molecular function (GO): nucleoside diphosphate kinase activity; ATP binding
Source: RefSeq, a predicted model, not a curated record
UUUAUGUAAUAUUGAUGGUCUAUUUAAAGCAUAACCUUGUAUAAUUAUAAAGUUUAAUUUAUAAGUGUGAUUUUAUUACUAGUGUAAAUAAAUUUAUCUGAGAAAUAAUGACAGAUAUGAAUGAAAAAUAUACAUUUGAAGCUGAAUGGUAUGACAAAGUAGCUAGUGUUUUGAAAAAGUUUUAUCUCUACUAUUAUCCAUUCGAUAAUACAGUUGAAUUGUUUGAUUUAAAAACUAAAAAAACAUUUUUAAAAAGAUCAAAAUGCGAAGGUAUUCAAGCAAGAGAUUUUUAUGUAGGUGCUAUUGUAACAAUAUUUUCACGAAAUAUAAAAAUAACAAAUUACGCAGAUUGUGCUACACAAACAAAAUUACAAACAAAAAUGCAAAGAACAUUUGCAAUAGUGAAGCCUUGUGUUGUUGAUAAAUUAGGAGAGAUAUUAAAAAUAAUUAUUUCUUCUCAGUUACACAUUGUAAAUAUUAAAAUGAUUAAAUUAUCAUAUGAACAGGCAAUGGAACUCUAUCAAGAUAAAAAAGAAGAAACCAAUAUAGCGUAUAUGGUAAAUUAUAUCGCUUCUGGUCCUAUUGUAACUUUAGAGUUAAUAGGUGAUAAUGCAAUUACACGAUGGCAAGAAGUGAUGGGACCAGAAGACAGCAAAGAAGUUAUUGCAAAAGCCCCAUCUUCCAUUAGAGCACUAUAUGGUAAAGAUGAUAUUCAUAAUGCAGUACAUGGUUCAGAAAAUGAAAAAGCAGCAGAAAAAGAAUUAGAAUACUUUUUUCCUAGUCCAAAAAGUGGAAGAAAGGGACCAACAAAUACAGCAACAUUAGAAAACUGUAUUUGCUGUAUUAUUAAACCGCAUGCUAUUCAGGCAAAAUUAAUUGGAAAUAUUGUGGAUGAUAUACAAAAAGCUGGUUAUACUAUUUCUGCAAUACAACAAUUUUUUGUUAAUCCAUUUGAUGCAGAAGAAUUUUUAGAAGUUUAUAAAGGAGUUCUUCCUGAUUAUGCUGCUAUGGUGGAGGAAUUACAAUCAGGACCAUGUAUUGUUAUGGAAAUAAAGCAUAAAGAUGAAAAAUUUGAUAUUCAAGCAGAAUUUAGAAAACUAUGUGGACCUAUGGAUCCAGAUAUUGCACGACAAGUGAGACCAGAUACUCUUCGAGCAAAAUAUGGCAAAACUAAAGUACAAAAUGCUGUACAUUGUUCUGAUUUACCAGAGGAUGGAAUCUUAGAGGUGGAGUACUUCUUUAAAAUUCUUGAGAAUAGCUAAAUACAUUGAAAAUAACUAUUAUUU